This is a messenger RNA of Neospora caninum, 1539 nucleotides long. RefSeq names its product neuronal nitric oxide synthase, related. The coding region runs from base 1 to 1539 and encodes 512 amino acids. NCBI's taxonomy places the organism in Eukaryota, Apicomplexa, Conoidasida, Eucoccidiorida, Sarcocystidae. Gene Ontology annotation, molecular function: oxidoreductase activity. The record is from RefSeq and is a predicted model, not a curated record. The transcript is spliced from 7 exons.
AUGAUUCAGGCCUCUCAUCCUCGAGCACUCUUGGCUUUUUUUGCGGUUUUAGCCGCUGCGGCUACAUCCGUUCAACAUGUCGUGGGCUUCCGUGUCACAAAGGUAGAACCACCUGUGAUUGAUCACCGAGACACAGCCUCGUGCGGUGCGCGGGUGGGUGACGCUUCUGCUGACGCGUACUUUUCACGGCUGCGUGCCACGGCGGCCGUGAACUUGGUUCAAGGCUACCAGGCUCGAUCCCACGCCGUCUCCAGCUCCAGUUCACCAUUUGCAGCGAGGCAAUGUAGUAACUGGAUGGCGAGGCAUUGUCUCGCCCAGUCCUCUGAGCGUUUCGUCCCACCCCCGUGCACAUUCGGAAGACCCCUGGCAGUACAUCUGGACCGUACCACCAGGCGCAAACCGUCCGAUACACGAACGGGCGUUUUCGGGACACCCGAGCCUACCUCUCGCACACACGAUGCUUCCAAAGUCGACGAGCUCAGAGUGCCAAUCAAUACCUUUCGGCCGACGUCGCCCUUAAUAUGCCGAGUCGUCUCAGUUACUCCGGCGACUUCGCAAGACCCAGCGGCCGAAGCCUCAGACAGUGGAACGCCUCAGGUGUUUUCUAUUGUCUUGGACCAUGGCAAGCAGCUGCCCUUCGUCGAAGGCCAAUCUAUAGGUAUCAUGCCGCCGUGUGCAGCACCCCCAGCAGCGGCCUCCCUGAAGGAACAAAGAGACAGUCCCGGAGCAGAAGCCUCGACUAGUCAAAAGAACUCUACUCAGCCAGGUGGACAAGGGCUGCAGACCACGGACGCCCCGAGUGUAUCUAAACGUCGCGUGCUUCCGCGGAUAUACAGCAUCGCAUCGAGUCGGGAUGGCGACGAUGGCUGCGGCAGCACGUUGACUCUCUGUGUCAGGAAGCAUAUCUAUUCGGACCCCGUUACUGGCAAGAGGGACCGACAAAAGGACGGUGUCUGCUCGACGUAUAUUUGCGACGCCAAGCGUGGAGAUGAAAUCGAGGUGACAGGCCCAAUAGGAAAAGCGUUAUUGCUUCCUUCAAAUUCAGAGACCCCGCUCGUGAUGCUCGCGACCGGCACGGGCGUGGCACCCUUUCGUGGCCACCUACAGGCUCUCCGGAGGAUCAAGAAUUGUGACGUGCCCCCAGGUGGGCCUCAAGAGGCGCCUCCUGCAAAGAAGCCGAGAGUUCUUCUCUUCAUAGGGGCCAGGACAGCCGCAGCAGUGCCCUAUAUGAAUGAGUGGAGAGAUAUUCGAGCAAACCGAGGCCGAGAGUUCAUCGACAUCUAUUUUGCUCUCUCAAGACAAAUGCAAAACCCGCAGGGAAGAAGGCUGUACAUUCAAGACGUGCUUUGGCGAGAACGCGAGAAGGUGUGGAAGGCAUUGAAGCUGGACGGCGGCCAUCUUUACGCAUGUGGCUUAAAGCGUAUGAUGGAUGGCGUCCACGAGGUCCUCGGAAAUAUGGCGGAAGAAAACGGCCUCCCUAGGGACCAUCUCGUCUGCCUACUUAAGCAGCAACGCCGUUGGCACGUUGAGGUGUAUUGA